AUGGCUUCCAGGAACUCACUCUUCCCAUUCCUCUGUACAAUCUCUACUAUCUUCCUCCUGCCAACUCCAACCAACUCAGAUUCACCUCCUCAAGCUCCACUCUACAACACGGGCAUCAAAGCAGGCUACUGGCAAUCAUCCAUGGCCGAAUCUUUCCCUCCAUCGUCAAUCCAAACCUCCCUCUUCACCCACAUCCUCUACGCCUUCGUCGAAAUCGACCCACAAUCCUACGAGCUUGCCAUCUCCCAAUCCGACCAAAACCUUAUGACCAACUUCACCUCCACCCUCCACUCCAAAACCCCACCACCGCCGAAGCUCUUCCUCUCCAUCGGCGGCGGAGGCUCGAACGCAUCGGCGUUCGCCAACAUGUCCAGCAACCCGACCACCAGGACAAAAUUCAUCGCCUCCACGAUCAAAUCCGCCAGGGGCCACAACUUCGACGGCCUCGAUCUCGACUGGGAAUUUCCUCAAACACCUGGCGACAUGUCCAAUUUGGGGGUCCUCCUCCAAGAAUGGCGAGCGAGCCUCCUUACAGAAUCCAUCGCGACCAACCGGACAAUGCUCCAGCUCUCCGCCGCCGUCUACUUCGCCUCCAGCUUCUUCCUCUCGCCGGCGGGUCCUUCCUACCCGGCCGACGCUAUCAACCAGUGCCUCGACUUCGUCGGCGCGAUGUGCUUCGACUACCGCGGCAGCUGGGACACGUCGGCGACGGGGGAGCCAGCGGUGCUGUUCGAUAAAGAGAGUAAUAUCAGUACCGGGUACGGGAUCGGGUCGUGGAUCGGGUCCGGGGUUGCCCGGGCGAAGAUUGUGAUGGGGAUGCCGAUGUACGGCCGGACGUGGCGGCUGAAGGAUCCGAAGGUGAACGGGGUCGGGGCUCCGGCUGUGGGAGUCGGGCCGGGUUCUGAGGGGACGAUGAGUUAUGUGGAUGUGUUGGGAUUUAAUUCGCGGGAAGGAGCGACGGUGGUGUUUGAUAAUAAAACGGUAUCGGAUUACUCGUUCGCCGGGCGUAGUUGGAUCGGGUACGACGGGGUGGAAACGGUGUCGGAGAAGGUUAGGUUUGCUAAGGAACAGAAGCUUGGUGGGUAUUUCUUUUGGGCUUUGGGCUAUGAUGAUGGUAAUUCGAGCCUCUCUAUCACAGCUUCAACAACAUGGGAUAGUUUUCAUGGCUGA
Linum trigynum is the source of this 1170-nucleotide messenger RNA. The record is from the annotation of a GenBank genome assembly. Lineage: Eukaryota; Viridiplantae; Streptophyta; Magnoliopsida; Malpighiales; Linaceae.